AUUUGAGGUUAGGGUGAAGAGAAGCCCGCGCUUUAUCCGGAUAUUUUACAAUUUUAAGAGCAAAAUCCUCCAGUGCGAUGCCGCGGAAACGGAAAAUCCGUCUCCAAAGUGACGAAAAUGCACCACCAAAGGCAACAGCAAGGCAGAAUGCUCCCAAAAGGCCAAAAAAUCAGAAGAUUACUACCCUGAUUCUCCAGACGCAGGAACAUGCCCAUCGGCAUCAUGAGAAGUACAUCAAGGAACUGCAGAAAAUCUAUGAAAAAGACAAACAUGAAGAUUUUAUAAAUGACUUCCUGUUAAUCCUGCGUUCAACGAUGGUGAGAGAUGUUAACAAUGAGUAUGCAUCCAAUGCUCUGGGCUUCUGUGCCAAAUUUGUCGCUAUUCACAAUACAGAAGAAACCCAUCCACUGGUCAAAGAUGUCUUUAAGUGGCUCCUGUCGACUUCCAGCAAUGAUAUUAAUGUGCGAUACCGCCUUUGUGAGUUUGUCAACCUAAUUCUCAAGUCUCUGGGUGAGGAAGCUGUUCUGGAUGACAAUAUCUGUGACAGCAUCCACAAGUACAUGAGCGAGAGAAUGUCCGACAUCAAUGCAAACAUCCGGGCACAAGCUGUCUUGGCACUUCAGCGCCUCCAAAUGCCAGAUGAUCCCAAUGACGUCAUCCUCAAGCAGUACUUCUUCCACUUGAGCACAGAUCCGUGCAUCAAGGUGCGUCAGCACAUCAUAACUUCCAUUGGGCGCAACAUGAACACCAUUCCGCCCAUCAUCGAGCGCCUCUGGGAUGUGGACGAGAAGGUGCGCAGGCACGUCGUUCUGCAGAUGAGUAGCUACCCGGUGCGCUCCUACAAAGUGGCUGAGCGUCUGACGUUCCUGGAGCAGGGACUCAAUGAUCACAGUGAACUCGUCCGGAAGGCCACAAUUAACGUGAUGCUUCCGCGCUGGCUGGAUUCCUACAGUGACAACUACAUUGCCUUCGUGGGGGCUCUCAAACUGGACACCAACGACAAAGAAAUGCAGAGAUUCAGGAAAUGUGCUCUUCAAGCUCUCCAGCACAUUUUCAAGAAGAGCGAUGUGACCAAGAUUGUAACAGCCUUAGGAUUCACAGCUCCGGAGAAGACUCGAAAAGCAUCUGAUGAGGAGGAUGAAGAAGAAGAGGAAAUGGAAACAUCAAAUAGGCAAAACUUCCCACGUUGCGUGCCCUUCAAGUCACUCAAUAUUGAAGUGGCUGUCUACUGGGAGGCUGCUGUGAGUUACCUCCAAGAGAAUGACUUUAACGAGUUGAAUGCAAUUUUGCCAGAAUUGAGUGUCUUUUGUGGCUAUAGUGAGAAAUACUGUGAAAAUGUCCACUACGAAGCUGAUAAGUGGCAGCAAAUGAAGAAUCAGUAUGUUCUGCUGAGUUUACUGGAGAUUCUGGCUAAAUAUGAUUUGGGCGAUGAAGUAGGUCGGAAUAAUUUGAAGCAGUUGCUACAGGCAAUUUUGGUGAAGUACAAUCUGGAGGAGUGGAAUGUUUCUGUGUUGGUGAGAAUAUUUGAAAAAGUCUAUCCAAUUGCUGAUGAACGCCUGCAAACUGUUGUUGAGAUUGUCAAUGAGAUUCUACAUUUGGAUGAUGCCAAUGUGACUGUGGACAGUGAGAUGGAGAAUACUGUGCUGAAGAAGGCUGAUAUUGAUUUGCAGCUGAAGGUGUCGGCACUCAAGGUGAAGAUGAUGGAUUUGAAGGAGCAGGAAAAUGCUUUUGUGCAGAAGAAAGAUUAUGCUAAUGCUCAGAAGGCUACUGAGGAAUGGGCUCAGUGCAAUGAGGAAUAUGUGAAGAUGCUGCAUCCGUUGAUUGUGGCAGAAACUGGACAAACAUCAGAUACUGUCCUGAAUAUGGAUCUGCUGAAGGUACCACAGAAGAUUUCCACGGAAACGACAUUGAAGUGCCUGCAAAUUAUUUUCUACACAAUUUGUUCUAAGCACACAAACAGCAUCACGCCAUCUGUUGUCAAUCUCUACAAUCAAUUCAUUUGCCGCCAUAUGGAAUCACUCAAUACAAGUGUCAGGGAAUGGGCUUUCAAGUGUGCCACCACUUGCAGUAUGCUGUAUAGUAUGCUGGCCAAGGAAGUCACCAAGAAGCUAUCGGAACAAUUUGUACUUAAUUCAAAUGUUCGCGUGUGGACAAUUGCAAUUGAGUGUCUUUUUGAAUUGGUUGAUCGAUAUGGACUGGAGUUUUUCAUUGAUGCACCGUCAGAGGAUGACUUAGGAAAGGUGUCCGGAAAGACAAAAUCUCGUCAACUCUUUUCGACAUCGGUGUUGGAUCAGGGUGAUCAGGAUACGUCGCAGAGUAUUGUGGAUAUUCUGGGACGUUUGUCACAUUUGCUGGAAAAUUGCGAAUAUAGUUGCAUUGUUCAGGCUCUUGUGCUGGGUUUCUGUCGAUUUGUCUUGCAUGGACACUACACAGAAUCCAAUAUUGUAUCCAAACUCAUGCUGUACUACUUCAAUCCAGCCACUGAGCCAGAAAUCAAUCAGAUUUUGGGCAUUUUCUUUGAGAGUCUGACCAAGGAGCGCAAACAGGAAUAUCUUCAACCGGCCCUGCUGCCAACACUCUUUAUCAUCUUCGAAGCACCCAUUGAUAGUCCAUUGCAGGAGAUCAAACCGGAAACUGUGAUGAAGUUCGUAAUUGAUGUGACUCGUCCACAAUUCUGCAGUCCCGGACUCAAUAUUCACAAUACAAUUGGGAUGUCCUUCAUCAAUGCCAUGCAGGACAAUGUGACGCACAAGGAAUUGCUGAAGAUUCUGUCCAAAGGACUCCUAUCACUCGAAGUGUCUGAUGAUCCUUCAUUCAGGCGGGACCUGAAGAACUCGUGCGAUCAGUUGCUAAAAGUGACUGGAUUAGAUGAAAAAGUGGCUAAGAAUAUUGGAUCCUUUAAGGAUCUCAUGGACGGGAUUAAGAGGCCAACAUUGUCAUUUUCAUCCACGAGAAUGACCAAUUCCGUGGCAAAUGCUGAGAAGAAUUCCGACGAGGAGGAUGGAGAGGAAGAAAGUGACAAUGAGGAAGGGGAGAAAAAUGCAGAGAAUCAUCUGGAGACGAUUACAGAAGAUGCCACUGAAGAACAGAAUUCCGUAGUUGCUGAAGACAAAACAGUUACAGGAGAUGCUGAAAAGACUAAUGUUGCUGAAGAAGGAGUAUUAGUACCAGCAACACCAUCUCCACGGUCACAGAGUCAGGAAACACUGACAGAAGGGGAUGAUUCGGUUUUCCUGCCAGAAACGCAGAAAACACCAAAGUCUCAAGAGAAUCUACCUCAGAGUCAGAAUUCGGAAGAUUCAGAAAUAAUUGAUGCGUCUUUCGAUGAGACUGCAGAAUCCAGGAGGAGACUCGGUAGAAGAAGAAAUGUUAGUCCAACGAAGGAGAAGGAACCAGAGAAGAAAAGAACUACAAAUGCAUCAGCUCCUGAAACUUCGUCACAGAAACGGCAACUGGAAAUGAGAACACCAAAUCCAAGGACUAAGGUCACAAGAAGUGCUACUACAGCACAGGUUGGAAAGAAAGCCGAGGAUAAGGGGAAGAAAAAACCCGAUCCGAAGGAACAAGAAAAACCGUCGAGGACUCUGUCUCAGAGAACAAGAAGAGGCGAGAACAAAGAUGACAAGGAGGCACCCAUGUCCAAAGCUUCCUCAGUGAAUAAUGUUAAGUCUGGAUUGAGUGAAUCAAAUCCGAAAGACCAAGAGAAAUCUCAGAAGAAACCUGAUCCGAAGGAGCAGAAGAAGGUGAAACCGAAGGAACCAGAAAAAUCUCUACGGACUCCGUCUGAUAGAACAAGAAGAGGAGAGAACAAAGGUGACUCUCCGUCGCAAUCUUCCACAGCCAGAAGCACGAAGUCUGGACCAAGUACUCGAAGUCUGCAGGAACAGAAGAAGGCUGAUCGGAAAUCUCCGAAGAAACCCGUAGAGAAAGAAUCAGAAAGUGCAUCAAGGACUCCGUCUCAAAGAGGAAGAAGGAGUGAGAACAGAAAUGACAAGGAGACACCCUUAUCUUUGUCGCAAACUUCCUCAGCCAGUAGCAUCAAGUCUGGACCAAGUACUCGUAGUCUGCAGGAACAGAAGAAGGUUGAUCGGAAAUCUCCGAAGAAACCCGUAGAGAAAGAACCAGAAAGACCAUCAAGGACUCCAAGGACUCCGUUUCAGAGGGGAAGAAGAAGUGAGAACAGAAAUGACAAAGAGACACCUAUAUCCUCGUCGCAAUCUUCCACAGCCAGUAGCACUAAGUCUGGACCAAGUGCACAAAAUCUGAGGGAGCAGAAGAAGCCUGAUCGGAAAUCUCCGAAGAAACCCGUAGAGAAAGAACCAGAAAGACCAUCAAGGACUCCGUCUCAGAGGGGAAGAAGGAGUGAGAACAGAAAUGACAAAGAAACACCUAUGUCCUUGUCGCAAUCUUCUUCAGCGAGUAGCGUCAAAUCUGGACCAAGUACACCAAAACGUGCUAAGAAUGUCCAGGUGGCGGUUUCUCCGCUCAGCAGAAGCUACAUUCAGAUGCAAAUGAUGAGUCCACAGCAUAGAACAAGGAGAGCAACAGCUGAAGAAUACUCACGAAAUAAUAUAAUGACUCGUACAAGGAUUCAUCAUCUCUCUCCAUCAUCCAGAUCUUCGUCCCAGCGCAGCAAAUCGUCACAAGACUCCAAUAGGAGCACCAGGUCCCGGCAGUAGUACAAAGAGUACAAAUAUGUAAACCGGGGAUAGUUUCAGCGAUUCCUUUAACGUCACUCUUAUCUUACUUUAGCGUUGUAGAAUGAUGUCUUAAUUUUUUUGAGAUUUUGUCAAUUUUUAUCACUAAAAUUUAGUUUGACUUUCAUUCACUCUUUUAAAGCCGUGUGUCCCUAAGUGGUGCCGCGGUCAACAGUUUAGUUUACUACAUAGGGGAAAGGCUCAUAAUUUUGUCCAGUUUCUUAUUUUGGACACUUUGAGGAUAACAUUGGACACUAAAAAUAAAUUGAUUAAAAUGA
Messenger RNA from Phlebotomus papatasi, 4975 nucleotides. It is a transcript of the gene Cap-G, whose product is annotated as condensin complex subunit 3. Lineage: Eukaryota; Metazoa; Arthropoda; Insecta; Diptera; Psychodidae. The transcript is spliced from 4 exons. Gene Ontology annotation, cellular component: condensed chromosome; cytoplasm; condensin complex. The record is from RefSeq and is a predicted model, not a curated record. The coding region runs from base 78 to 4679 and encodes 1533 amino acids. Gene Ontology annotation, biological process: mitotic chromosome condensation.